Messenger RNA from Candidula unifasciata, 284 nucleotides. The record is from the annotation of a GenBank genome assembly. NCBI's taxonomy places the organism in Eukaryota, Metazoa, Mollusca, Gastropoda, Stylommatophora, Geomitridae.
AUGUACUUCACUGAAGCUAAGCUUCUGAGAUCAGACAUUUCGGACAUGACAGUAAGACCGAUGACCAGCUUUGAUGCUACGAAUCUAAACAUGAAAAUCCCACAAACUAUACAAGCCAACUGUUGUGUGCUAAAGUGUCGUAGCUCGUCCGGAAAGACACUUACGAGUCGGACUUGCAACGCCUUAGCCACGGACGCCACAGUGUACAAAAUAACUAGAACUAAUCCCACCCCAAGGCAUCUCCGCCAUUUCUCCACGACUUGGCUGCUCGCUUCUUUGUCCCA